AUGGUGCAGGAAUGCAACGGGGAAGAAAAGUCACAGAGAUCCCGCAGGAGGAGGGGCUCCAAACCUAUCUCAGGGUGCUCAGAGGAGGAAAGACCCACCCAGUGCCAGGAAGGUGAACAGAGCUUUAGCCAGGGCUCUGAGCUGGUGGUCCAUGAGCACCUUCAUGAUGGGGAGAAGCCCCACAAGAAGGGCUUCAAGAACAACUCCCACCUCGUCACCCACCAGCGCAUCCACACCGGAGAGAGGCCCUGGAAGGCGCAGCAGGCCCUCCAGGAGCAGUACCGCCUGGGUUCGCUGCUGGGCCACGGCGGCUUCGGCAGCGUCUGGGCGGCCACACGGCUCUCAGACCGUGCCGCGGUGGCCAUCAAAAGGGUGCCACGGAACCGUGUCCGGCAUUGGGGUGAGCUGCCCAACGGCACCAGCGCACCACUGGAGAUCGUGCUGCUGCACAAGGUCUCCACUGGCUUCCCUGGUGUCGUCCAGCUGCUGGAGUGGCUGGAGCUCCCCAAAGACAUCAUUAUCAUCAUGGAGCGCCCGGAGCGUUCUCAGGACCUCCAGCACUUCAUUCGGGCACGGCGGUUCCUGUGCGAGGAGGUGGCGCGGGAGCUGUUCCGCCAGGUGCUGGAGGCCGUGCGGCACUGCACCAGCUGCGGGGUCCUGCACCGCGACCUCAAGCCAGAGAACAUCCUGCUUGACCUGGCCACCGGGCAGGCCAAAUUGAUCGAUUUUGGCUGUGGCACCUACCUACAAGACACAGCCUAUACUCACUUUGCAGGAACACCGUCAUACAGUCCCCCGGAAUGGAACCAGUUUGGCUGGUACUAUGGACAGCCAGCUACCGUCUGGUCCCUGGGCAUCCUGCUGCACCAGAUGGUGUGUGGGGAGCACCCUUUCAGGAGGGGCCACAAGAUCAGCUGGGACCAUCAGCUCUCGCUGCCACCACGGCUCUCUCAAGAGUGCCAAGAUGUCAUCCGGCGGUGUUUAUCCAUGCUGCAUGUGGACCGGCCUUCAGUAGAAGACCUGUUCAGUCAUCCCUGGAUGCAGGAUAGUCAUCUGCCAUAG
Molecule: messenger RNA, 1062 nt
Organism: Prinia subflava (tawny-flanked prinia)
Lineage: Eukaryota; Metazoa; Chordata; Aves; Passeriformes; Cisticolidae
Product: serine/threonine-protein kinase pim-1-like
Exons: 7
Coding region: 1-1062 (353 amino acids)
Biological process (GO): protein autophosphorylation
Cellular component (GO): cytoplasm
Molecular function (GO): protein serine/threonine kinase activity; ATP binding
Source: RefSeq, a predicted model, not a curated record